This is a messenger RNA of Orussus abietinus, 449 nucleotides long. Its product is annotated as histone H2B-like. NCBI's taxonomy places the organism in Eukaryota, Metazoa, Arthropoda, Insecta, Hymenoptera, Orussidae. Gene Ontology annotation, molecular function: structural constituent of chromatin; DNA binding; protein heterodimerization activity. The record is from RefSeq and is a predicted model, not a curated record. Bases 64 to 435 code for a protein of 123 amino acids. The transcript has a single exon. Gene Ontology annotation, cellular component: nucleosome.
CAGUCCGAGCAUUAACUUCCGAAACUCUUAACAUUUGUUGACCGUUUUAUACGACCUGACAUUAUGUCGCCUAAAGCGACUGGCAAAGUUGUGAAGAAAGUUGGGAAAGCGCAGAAGAAUAUCAGUAAGACCGACAAGAAGAAGAGGAAGAGGAGGAAGGAGAGCUACGCUAUUUACAUCUAUAAAGUCUUAAAGCAAGUUCAUCCUGAUACUGGAGUGUCCAGUAAGGCUAUGAGCAUCAUGAACAGUUUCGUGAACGACAUAUUUGAACGCAUUGCGGCUGAAGCGUCCCGUCUCGCCCAUUACAAUAAACGAUCGACCAUCACAUCUCGAGAGAUCCAAACCGCAGUGAGGCUUCUACUACCUGGAGAACUCGCCAAGCAUGCAGUCAGCGAAGGAACAAAAGCUGUAACAAAGUACACGAGCUCGAAAUGAGCUAAUUAAUACCA